GGCGAGUUCAUAAACUCACACAGCUGGCACGAGCCGUUUUCGUAACCUAUUAUUCAAUUUGUCGAACUUUUCGGGCUUCUUAGAAUCCUAUAAAACAGUUUAAUUCGGCAUCAGCAUCGAACGGUUGCAGCUUAGAAGAUGUCUAAAGCAACGAAACGAAAACACGUUGUGAAAGAAAUCAAGGAGGACUUGAAUAUUCCCACGGAAUCGCAGUCCAUAGUAAGACUCGUUGCAUCAAAAGGUAAUAAUCUUCACGAAGUGAGCAAUCCAGGAGGCGAAAACUACUUGGUUUCAAUGCCUACCAAGUACCGUAAAAACAUUUGGAUCAAGAGAGGAGACUAUGUUUUAGUGGAACCAAUUCCUGAAGGAGACAAAGUCAAAGCUGAAAUAGUAAAAAUACUGACUAAGGAGCAUAUCAAAUUCUAUCGAUCGAGAAACUGUUGGCCACAGGAAUUUGAGAAAGAUUCAAAACUAGUGGAAAACGACGAAGAUGAAGACCUAUUCAUAAAUACAAAUAGACGGCCACAAAAUCAUGACACUACGGAAACUGAAAGCGAUACAAGUUCAGAAGCUUCGGAUUCAGAUUGACAACAAAACUCUUAGGGCUAUCGUCAUGCUCAAUGAUGAAUUGGCGAUAAGGAUUUUUUUAAUAUUUGUACAAAUUAGUGUUCCAGUGUAUUAGCACUGUACAGUAAUUAUUUUAUUUCGUCGAUACAGAUAUUAUUUAAACGUAUUUUAAGAUGGCUUGUAUCGUAGUGCCAAGAAUUAAAUUUCUGAAAUUAGAUUAAAAUCUAUUGCGUAAGUUUAUGCAAAAUGAAUAUUGCACAGAUUAGUCCGUUAUCAGAGAUUAUACACGUUUAUAAAUCUAUUAUUUGAAGAUUAUACAUUUAACACGAAGGGCCAAAAAGGAUCUCUGUAUUGUAAAAUAAAAACAAGAUGCUUCCA
Diprion similis is the source of this 945-nucleotide messenger RNA. RefSeq names its product probable RNA-binding protein EIF1AD. Gene Ontology annotation, molecular function: RNA binding; translation initiation factor activity. Gene Ontology annotation, cellular component: nucleus. The transcript has 3 exons. Bases 139 to 588 code for a protein of 149 amino acids. The record is from RefSeq and is a predicted model, not a curated record. Gene Ontology annotation, biological process: translational initiation. NCBI's taxonomy places the organism in Eukaryota, Metazoa, Arthropoda, Insecta, Hymenoptera, Diprionidae.